UGGCCGAGUCCGUUCCGAAAUCGCGUCGCGUUUCAAAGCGCUCCCGAGUCCCGGAUCGCGAACUCCGGCUUCCAUCCACUGGAGCACAUGUGAAGUGUUUUCGUCCUUAAUUAACUUAUACCACCAGGAAAAUGUCUCGUAAUUAAUUAAACCGUCUAAAAUGCGUCCGAGCACGAAAGCAGCAGCGUUACUAUUGACAUUUAUCGCGGCGAUCGGCACGACGAGAUGCUGCGAUCUGGAACAGUUCUUUAGCGAGAAGCAAGUGAGUGUGGAGGAAAGUGCGGCGUCGUCUGAAAUCGUGUUCCACGGCUUCACAAUAGCCGGCGCGGCGUCGACGUCGGAGAAUGAUCUACGGGGCGUCUUCACGGCCUACUUCGAGCUAAUAAACACGUACAAAGGCGCCGAACAGCUAACCAAGUGGGGCGCCAAUAACUACAGACGCAUAAAUGUGACGUUCGUGACGAGGCCGAGCGUCGAAUGCGUGGAGGGUAGCAACGUCCCCAGGGAGUACAUCAUAUUCGCGGACCUGGUGAACGACGAGAUCCGGGCAUCGUCAAUAGCCAAGUGGGACGAGGAGGCCGACGAACGAGUCUGGAGGGUUUUAGGCUGGAGUAAAUGGAGCGACUGGUCGGCCUGCAGUGUAUCCUGUUCGUCUGGCAUCCAGCAACGGUCCCGCCACUGCCGCCUCCCCAAAUGUCCCGGUUUCAACGUCGAACAGCGACACUGCAAUUUAUUCGGAUGCGGUGAUACAGUUGAUCCGCUGGCCCUGAAAGACAAACAAUUCUUUCAUCCUUCGAAAGAUCGAUGGCAAAGAGUCCCGGACCGGCCGACUGCAUGGCGUCUCCAACCUAAUUCGUAUAUAUGGGUGCCCUCAACCCAACUCUUCCCCGAGACAAAGAACCGACCAUUUCCCAGAGAGUUCGUCUUGUUCAUCACUAUGCGGCUUAUUAACGACACGAUGGGCACGAUAUUCAGCCUGCGUUCCCGCCGCCGCCAGGACACUUAUCUGUCGCUGGAGCUCGCAGGAUCCGACCUGAAGUUAAUACAUGCCGCCUCCAACGGUACAGAUGUGGUCAGAAUACCGACCCGUUUAACCGACGGCCAGUGGCACCAAAUUGCCAUCAGCAUCCGCGACGACAGCGUGGUGGACAGUUAUGUGGAUUGCGAAUGGUCCAGGACGGACAUCCUGCGCUCGCACACCCUGGAAAUACCGGACGAUUCGGAUCUAAUUAUAGGAUAUUUGUUCGCGGGCGAUCUGGAGCAACUGUCGAUCGUUCCCGAUCCGAGUAUGGUCGGUUUGCAGUGUUCCGGAUUAAGGACGCCGAUCAUCGAUCCCACCGUUUUCGAUGACAGGGAGCGGAGAAUCAAAACGAUAAAGAAAUUGAUCAUACGCAGAAAACACUUGGUCGACUAAUCAACAUUAAUCGACUAAUCUUCAUGUGCAUAUUUUAGUAUACAGGGUGGUUAACAAGAAACGGUUUUAACUAGUUAAUAACUGCUUAAAUAAAAUAAAUACAUAUAGGAACGACACUUAGACCAUUUUAUUGUAUGACAGUUUUUUUGUUAUACAAUCCAGUAUACUUAUGCAAAGGGUCAUUUUUUCAUCGAAGAUCUGUUUAGAUAAUUAAAUUCGAUGUCUCCUAACAUAAAAAUUAGACCCUUUAGAAAUAAAAUGUAUAAAUUAAAUGUCAGUUAAACGUAGUGUUUAUAUACAAUUUAAGUUAAUUUUUUUUAGUGAAUUAUCGUACCUGCUUGACAAUAGGCACUUGUUAAAUAAUACACAGUAACAGAAUAGCCGUAAUUAUUUUAUAAGAAACCGACAAUAAAUUAAAUUUAGUUCAUUAUAAUCAAAAUAGCCAAUUAAUUUUAGAUUACCCUCAUAAUACGAAUAAAAACAAAAACGUAAAUUGUGGAUUUCUCAUUUGCCAGAUGACGAAAAUUUACCUUUAAAUACAAAAAACGCAUCUUUUGUAUAUUUUAUAUUUAUUUCAGUGUAUACUAUAAAAUUAGAUAAUUGUAAAUAGAAAUGAAAUAAAAGUUUUUAUUAUAA
Molecule: messenger RNA, 2050 nt
Organism: Aethina tumida (small hive beetle)
Lineage: Eukaryota; Metazoa; Arthropoda; Insecta; Coleoptera; Nitidulidae
Exons: 8
Coding region: 161-1414 (417 amino acids)
Source: RefSeq, a predicted model, not a curated record